AUGAAGGGCGCACCUGAGAGGAUUCUGGACCGCUGCUCCACCAUCAUGCUGCAGGGCAAGGAGCAGCCCAUGGACGAGGAGCUGAAGGAGGCCUUCCAGAACGCCUACAUGGAGCUGGGGGGACUGGGAGAGCGAGUGCUGGGCUUCUGCCACCUGCUCAUGCCUGAGGACCAGUACCCCAAAGGCUUCGCCUACGACUGCGACGACGUCAACUUCCAGACAGACAACCUGUGCUUCGUGGGCCUCAUGUCCAUGAUCGACCCUCCCCGUGCCGCCGUGCCCGACGCUGUGGGGAAAUGCCGCUCUGCCGGCAUCAAGGUCAUCAUGGUCACCGGGGAUCACCCAAUCACAGCCAAGGCCAUCGCCAAGGGAGUUGGCAUCAUCUCCGAGGGCAACGAGACGGUCGAGGACAUCGCUGCUCGUCUGAACAUUCCUGUCAGCCAGGUCAACCCCAGGGAUGCCAAGGCAUGUGUGAUCCACGGUACAGACCUGAAGGACCUGAGCCAGGACCAGAUGGACGACAUCCUGAGGAACCACACUGAGAUCGUGUUCGCCAGGACCUCCCCCCAGCAGAAACUCAUCAUCGUGGAGGGCUGUCAGAGACAGGGCGCCAUUGUGGCCGUGACAGGCGACGGCGUCAACGACUCUCCCGCUCUAAAGAAGGCCGACAUCGGCGUCGCCAUGGGGAUCUCAGGGUCCGACGUGUCCAAGCAGGCGGCCGACAUGAUCCUGCUGGACGACAACUUCGCCUCCAUCGUCACUGGCGUGGAAGAGGGUCGUCUGAUCUUCGACAACCUGAAGAAGUCCAUCGCCUACACCCUGACCAGCAACAUCCCUGAGAUCACCCCCUUCCUGUUCUUUAUCAUCGUCAACAUCCCCCUGCCCCUGGGCACCAUCACCAUCCUCUGUAUCGACCUGGGAACAGACAUGGUGCCAGCCAUCUCCCUGGCGUACGAGUCAGCCGAGAGUGACAUCAUGAAGCGCCAGCCCAGAAACCCUGCCAGGGACAAGCUGGUGAACGAGAGGCUCAUCAGCAUCGCCUACGGACAGAUCGGUAUGAUCCAGGCUCUGGGAGGCUUCUUCUCCUACUUUGUGAUCCUGGCUGAGAAUGGCUUCCUGCCUUCUAUCCUGGUGGGCAUCAGGCUCAACUGGGACGACCGCGCCUGCAACGACCUGGAGGACAGCUAUGGACAGCAAUGGACUUACGAACAGAGAAAGAUCGUGGAGUUCACGUGCCACACAGCCUUCUUCGUCAGCAUCGUGGUGGUGCAGUGGGCCGAUGUCAUCGUCUGCAAGACCAGGCGUAACUCUGUCUUCCAGCAGGGCAUGAGGAAUAAGAUCUUGAUCUUUGGCCUGUUUGAAGAGACGGCCCUGGCUGCCUUCCUGUCUUACUGCCCCGGCAUGGACGUGGCACUCAGAAUGUACCCACUAAAGCCCAGCUGGUGGUUCUGUGCGUUCCCCUACAGUUUCCUCAUCUUUGUGUAUGACGAGGUCCGAAAACUGCUCCUCCGCCGGAAUCCAGGAGGUUGGGUGGAAAAGGAGACAUACUAUUGAUCAAUGGAAAGCUUCUUUACUCAAACCCCUACAUCAUCCAUUUAUUUCUCCCCUGCCAAGUCCCCCCCCCCCACCCACCCCGUCACUCCAUCCUGGCAGAACAAACUUUCAGAUACCCCCCCCGCACCCCCUUAAAAGACGACAACCGCUUUCAAGCAAUUUUCAUCUCGACUGCCCCAAAGAUUAAAAGCAGCAAAAACACCUUUCCCACUUUCUACCAUCAACCACCACCGCCCUCCCCCACCGCCCUCCCCCACAGCCCUCCCCAUCCCUUUAUGAUACUCUUUGCAUGUGUUCUCUCACUGCUGUGUACAUAAACCAAUAUAUCUACCAAAACGGCAGCUGCAUAUUGUGUAUGUAGAUUUGAAUGGGCUAAGAUGCAACGGGAGUGUCUACGCUCUGCAACUAAGGGCCAUCCUGCUCCCUCUCCCUCUACACGCCCCGCCACCCCCCUCCCCCGCCUACAUCCGUUCCUUCCCCCUUUCCCCUCCCUCCCCCCCCGUGCCCCGUCGCUUGUCCUCCGACCACACAGUUAUAAAGAUCACAAGCGAGAUUCCACCUCUGCCUCCCCCCCCCCCCCUCCCCCCAGUCGAAGCUGAGCGCCUCCUCGCUGUCUGCAGGGGAAGAGCAGAGCAUCUCUCUCUCCGUCUCUCUCUCACUCCGUCCAUCUCCGUUCUCUCUUCAUUUCUUCACAGUGUUGUUGUUUUUUUAAUAUGUGGUAUUGGGAGGGUCGAUUUUUGGUUUUACUUUUUUAUUUCUGUGACAGGAGGGGGAGUUUGUGUGAGAGCUGCUUCCUUCAUUUAGGGUCAAACGCAGCACAUCCCAUAGUGUCCCAGUCCUCCUCGCUCCCCAAACCUAGUCUCUCUCUCUCUCACUCACACUCCUCCCCCUCCCUCUGCCCUGUUUGUCUCUGUUUGUGUGCACUGUGUGAACCAUUGUCCUUGUUACCUACUACAGUACACUUCCCAGUUGGAAAAAUACAGUCUUAACAAUCUUUCUGUGUGUUCUAGAAGAAAAAAAAAAUACAAUAUUAUUCUAUACAGAUUUAAAAGAAAUAAAAUAAAAAAUAAACACAUGUUGGAAAUAAACAGCUCUAAAAGAGGCAUUCGUGACAAGAGCAUCCACAUUGCCGUGGCCGGAGAUGAGGGGGAUUCUCUCCCUCUCUCUUUCCUUUCUCUUUUUCGUUUGGUUUUGAUUCCGUUUUUUUUUUGGCUCGGGUUUCCAGUAAGUCGACAUAACUACAAAAUCAAAAGUAAACGGGAGUUUGGUUGUGUUUUUAUUAAGAAGCGUGAGACCAAAACCACAACGCUCCCUUGUUCAUAGUCCCUACUGUUGAUGUUGCCAGGGUGACGCAGCGUGGGGUGGGGUGUGAUGUUGCUCAAUCCCAUCUUCCCAGGGUCCACGGUCCAGGUUCCUGGUCCAGGGCCCCAGGUCUCACGUUCUGUGUGAAUGUUUGUGUUGGAGACCAGCUGAGAGACGACAGGGAGGCCUCAGUUUGGGGUGACUCUGUGGGCUGUGGGGGUAGAGACUAAA
Molecule: messenger RNA, 3087 nt
Organism: Hypomesus transpacificus
Lineage: Eukaryota; Metazoa; Chordata; Actinopteri; Osmeriformes; Osmeridae
Gene: atp1a3b
Product: ATPase Na+/K+ transporting subunit alpha 3b
Exons: 12
Coding region: 1-1554 (517 amino acids)
Biological process (GO): proton transmembrane transport; intracellular potassium ion homeostasis; sodium ion export across plasma membrane
Cellular component (GO): membrane
Molecular function (GO): P-type sodium:potassium-exchanging transporter activity; ATP hydrolysis activity; ATP binding
Source: RefSeq, a predicted model, not a curated record